Messenger RNA from Salvia hispanica, 2657 nucleotides. RefSeq names its product putative E3 ubiquitin-protein ligase RF298. NCBI's taxonomy places the organism in Eukaryota, Viridiplantae, Streptophyta, Magnoliopsida, Lamiales, Lamiaceae. The record is from RefSeq and is a predicted model, not a curated record.
ACAACUGUUCUUCUACAUUCUUCUCCCCCAAAUCUGCUGCCCUAAUUCCAACUCCCCUUUCUCUCUCUUCUCCCGCCCUUCCUCAGCCUGCCCUAGGUCGGUCGCCGGCGUCCUCUGGCAUUCUCCGCAGUCGCUUCCUCCAUUUCUAUCGCAGGUUGGAGCUGACGGAGUAAGAAACAUGAGUGAAAAUUGCAGUGUCUGUGACUGUAGUGUUGACUGUGGCGGUAAUGGAGUCUCGUCUCUUUCGGCCAACGACAAAGGUAGAAACAAACGGAAAUUUUUAUCUGAUUUGUCCCUGGACAUUUCAGCCGAAGCAUCAAAUUUAUCUCUAGAGGAAACAUUCCGAAAUGCUUUGAAUGAGUUGGGUUCGAUAAUGGAGAGGUCUGGAGACGCUAACACAGAUAAACUUCAAGGCUCCGAUUGGGAUAGUCCUGUGGUCUGUCAGCUUGAGGAGUUGUUGUUGACCAGUUUAAAGGUGAUAUUCGACAGCGCGGUGAAGAAGAUUAUUGAAAGUGGCUACACAAAAGAAGUUGCUGAAUGGGCCAUUUUGUAUAGCAGCCUGUUCAAUGGUGGUAAAGAUGCCGUGUCUAAUGUUGUUGACAGUGCUUUGAGUAUACUGAAGAGGGACAAGGAUAUUAGUACGACAAAGCAUCCUGUAUUUGAGGGGCUGGAGAGCCUCGUAGACUACACACUGUUGGAGAUGAUAUGUGUGCUUCGGGAGAUUAGACCCUCCUUAAGUGUAUCAGAAGCGAUGUGGUGCUUAUUGAUAAGUGAUUUGAACCUAGUGAAUACAUGUCCAGCGGAAGGAGGCACCGUGGGUGGUUCUUGUAGCCAGGAAGCUUCUGAAGAGAGCCAAGCACUUCCCCAGCCUAAAUCUGAGACUUCUAGCACCAGUCAGAUAAAGGAUUCUAACGACUCAGGCAGUUCAAAACAGAUAAAUCCCAAGCAUAAAGGCUGUGAGCCAAAAUCCUCCUCUGGUGGUGAAUUGGCUAGUCCUGGAAAAGAAUGUGUUCUUGCUGCUCUAGAAGCGAAGGGAAACUUGUCGAGCUUUGUGAAGGAGCAUUUUCUGAGUUCGUUUCAAGGGAAUACCACGGAUGAGAAAGCAGUGGGUAAUAAGAAAGGGUUAUCGGUUAAUUCCAAGAGAGAUAUGCUUCGACAAAAGGCAUUUCAGUUUGAGAAGCAUUACAAAGGACGUCUGACUAAGGGAGCUUUCAAGGCCAAAGUUGCUGCGUGGGGAAGUAUGGUGUUAGACAAGUCAUUAUUGAGGGCACCGCCCGGAGGUGCUACCAUUGCGAUGAAGGGAGCAGUUCAUUCCAAGUUACCAACUCCGGCUGGAACUAGUAGUUCUGCUGCGGAGAAAAACAGCCAUCCUUCAAGCAAUUCGCCACCCCUUUCAUCCGCCUGCGAUGCUUCAAAGGGCGGGGCCAAUGUUUCUGAUACUCCCAAGGCUAUCGAUUAUUAUGCUUUGAUCCCAUUUGACGAAAAUCAGCAGAAGCGCGUCCCUCAAGAUGACAAAGACGAAGCCAUUGUGACACUAGUCCCCUACAAGCAAGAGAUUGAGAAGGAGCUCCAAGGAUGGACGGAGUGGGCAAAUGAGAAGGUCAUGCAAGCAGCACGGAGGCUUGGGAAGGACCAGGCGGAAUUGAAAAUGUUGAGGCAGGAGAAAGAAGAAAUGGAGAAAUUCAAGAAAGAGAAGCAAACUUUGGAGGAGAGUACCGUAAAGCGGCUUUCGGAAAUGGAGCAUGCCCUGACCAAUGCGACAGGCCAGAUUGAGGUGGCUAACUGCACCAUCCAUCGCCUUGAGGAGGAGAAUCAUCUGUUGAAAAAUGAUAUGUUGGCUGCAAAGAUGCAGGCAAUACGUGCGGUUACUAACUUGGAGUCCGCUCUGGAAAGAGAGCAGCAGACCCUCAAGAAACUGCAGUCAUGGGAGGCAGACAAGGGUAUUGUCCAAGACGAACUCACAAAUGUCCAACGCCAAAUAACGUCACUCAACAAACGACUCGAAAAAGCUAGAGGCCGCAAGGAUCAGUUCAAGGCUCUGUGGAAGCAGGAGGAGAAGGAAAAAUCAAAAGCUCAAAAAAAUAUUGAUUCCUUGAAAAGCAAAUUAGAUGAAGAAGAGGCUUUGAUGAAAGUGGAAGCUGACAGCAUAAAGCAAGCAUCCGAGAAGGAGAUGCAGAGAUGUGAAGCCGAUAUCAAGAGGCUUCAGAAAAUGAUAAUGGAGCUGAAUCUCGAGUCUGAUAAAUAUAAGAUAGCAGCUCUUAACAAGGGCUACGGCAGCUAUAUGACGGGCCUCCCUGGAUCAGAGCCUCCUAAAGUGACAAAUGGGUUUGCUGUCUUUCAGGAUAAUGCAAGCGACUCUCCAGAUGUUAAGCCAGAGAGGGAGUGUGUCAUGUGCAUGGCAGACGAGAUAUCUGUGGUUUUCAUCCCUUGCGCGCAUCAGGUUCUUUGCACUCAGUGCAAUGUGAUCCACGAGAAGCAAGGGAUGAGCGACUGCCCUUCUUGCAGGACGACCAUUCAAAAGCGCGUCUCUGUUAGCUAUCGCUGCUGAACAUCUCCUUAUAUUGCGUGUAGUAUCAAUUGUAGUUUGUAAACAGCUGAACUGAGAAAAAAGGGUUAGAAUUGAUGAAUCAAAUUGGGGAAGAUAGUUUACUAACAAA